AUGGGUAGUAAGCUCUUAAGGGACUUGAAAGGAGAACAAGGCCCAAUAACCCACUACUACGAUGGUUGGCAUAUGAUAAACUGGCUGGGAAACAAGCUGCGAAGAGUGAAUUUUGGAAUUCUGCCAUGUCCAAAGUCAAUGGAUCUAGUCAGAUUCAGGAGUCGAAUACAAGGGGGGACCCUCGAAUGCUCAGGCAUCUGGGGACAUCUGGAGCUUGCUGUUGGUGAUGAUCGAUCGCGUUUCCGCGAUAAUCUGGAAAUGGGGACAGUGGAAGUCGCUCUAGUAAUACGCUUCAAGAGAAGCGAUCAAAGGGCUUUCGACAUAUUCAAGACGUAUCCACAUCAACAACGAAGGACUUCUUUCUUUGCUAAAUCAAGGAACACAGCUCAUACCAGCAGUCGGACAAGCGUAAAUCCAAAUAUCUCAAUGGCACCGAAUCAUUGUCAACGGGGAUGGAGGGUACAGGAAAUUGUUGACUACGGCAAGGAGCUUUCCCGUAGGAGAGCUUUAUUCAUUUAUGUGCUGAUAUUUAACCAUGGUUACCGACACAUAGUUUCCAAUUGGCUCUGCAACACAGCCCAUUUCACAACCGUGCACGAGCGAACAUUGCUGGUUUCAAUAUCAAACGGCACGUGUGACGAAGUACUACGUCAUGUGAAAGCGAAAAUCUUAUGUGCCUAUGUGUCUGUGGGCAACUACGAUGCUCCAGUUGAUUUUGCAUCGUACUCAUUCGACGCCAUAAUGUUGUUCCGUGCCUAUCUAGCAACAGCAUUUGCCGAGAGUUCUGUGAAAGUUGUUAUGAUAGAAGCAGAUGCCACAUGGUUCCGAGAUCCUAAACACUUGUUUGCCAGCGAGUUCUCGAAUGAAGCUGUUGAUAUCGUUGCUCCGCGCAACGGAGGAAUAUCGAGGGGUACUAUCAGAGCAAUGAGUCCGAUGGUUAUUAAACCAAGUAAUAGAACAGCUAGGUUUCUUAAAGGACUCACAAGAAGACUUGAACGCUUAUUCGAUCUCAGUGACCAGGCCGUUUACAACAUUUUGUGUUUGUCGAGAUAUUUGGGACUUCGUUGUGGAAUGUUCUACUACGAGGACAUCGCAGACGGCGUUUGCCAUAAAUAUCGAUUCCGAGAUAUGAUGCGCCCUUAUAUUGUCAACAACAACUACAUCAUUGGAACGCUAGCGAAACAGGAGAGGAUGGAAAUUUUCGGAUUAUGGUUUCUUGACUCCGACGGUCGCUGUAAUCAAACUGCAGUAGAGUUGAUUCUGAAAAUGCACAAUACUCCAAUCUACUUCGAUGACCCUGCAAGGCUAACUUCUCCCGAGUAA
Molecule: messenger RNA, 1323 nt
Organism: Necator americanus (New World hookworm)
Lineage: Eukaryota; Metazoa; Nematoda; Chromadorea; Rhabditida; Ancylostomatidae
Exons: 15
Coding region: 1-1323 (440 amino acids)
Cellular component (GO): Golgi apparatus
Molecular function (GO): glycosyltransferase activity
Source: RefSeq, a predicted model, not a curated record